CAGCAUUUCAACUGUCUCCAAGAUGAGCGUGAAAGGCAUGGUUAUAGUCUUGGCUGUGAUAUUCUGUGCUACAAUUGCUCAAGGCUUCCCAAUGUUCAAAGGGGGACGUUGUCUUUGCAUAGGCCCUGGAGUAAAAGCAGUGAAAGUGGCAAAUAUUGAGAAAGUCUCUGUAAUUUACCCAAGUAACAACUGUGACAAAAUAGAAGUGAUUAUCAUCCUGAAAACACAUAAAGGUCAAAGAUGCCUAAAUCCCAGAUCGAAGCAAGCGAACAUUAUAAUCAAGAAAGCUGAAAGAAUGAAUUUUUUAAAAUAUAAAAACAUCUGAAAUCCUGGAAAAGAGGAUUUGAAAACUCAGAACAAGUUUAACUGUGACUACUGAAAUUAUAAGAAUUCUGUAAUAAGCAACUGACUUUCUCCUGCCUGUUGCAAUGUACAUUCAUGCAUUUGUAGGUUAGGGAAACUUGUAGAAGAUUCGAUGCUUAUAACUAUUCUGCUGUGACUAUAAAAGUAUUUCUGUCUCUAUAAGUUACCUGCUGUUACUUGAUCUAUAUUCCAUAUUACAAUCUACAGUUAUAACGGAGACAUUACUGGAGUCAAGAUCUCCUGAGUUAAAAGCAUCCAUGUAUAUAAUAAACAUUCUCCAUAUAAUUUUAAUGCAAAUCUACAUUUCUUUUCCCCCAAAUUAGAUAGCAAAUAUAUAAGAAAAAAAUUCUUAUAUCUCAUUUUGUUUUAUAA
Pteropus alecto (black flying fox) is the source of this 735-nucleotide messenger RNA. RefSeq names its product C-X-C motif chemokine ligand 11 (gene CXCL11). Gene Ontology annotation, cellular component: extracellular region. NCBI's taxonomy places the organism in Eukaryota, Metazoa, Chordata, Mammalia, Chiroptera, Pteropodidae. The record is from RefSeq and is a predicted model, not a curated record. The transcript has 4 exons. The coding region runs from base 23 to 325 and encodes 100 amino acids. Gene Ontology annotation, biological process: neutrophil chemotaxis; chemokine-mediated signaling pathway; antimicrobial humoral immune response mediated by antimicrobial peptide. Gene Ontology annotation, molecular function: CXCR chemokine receptor binding; chemokine activity.